This is a messenger RNA of Homalodisca vitripennis (glassy-winged sharpshooter), 2198 nucleotides long. Its product is annotated as deoxyribodipyrimidine photo-lyase-like. Gene Ontology annotation, molecular function: deoxyribodipyrimidine photo-lyase activity. The record is from RefSeq and is a predicted model, not a curated record. Gene Ontology annotation, biological process: photoreactive repair. Lineage: Eukaryota; Metazoa; Arthropoda; Insecta; Hemiptera; Cicadellidae.
UGUGUUGGAUGUUCAUUAAGUUGUAAUGGGGAGUGAAGAGCCAUCUCCUAAGAAGCUUAAGUUAUCUGGUGAUGUCAGCAAAACUGAGAAGAGCGAUUAUGUGCGGAUAUUGGCAGACGAAAGAAAAAAAGCAGCUGACUCAGUUUUAGAAUUCAAGUUCAACAAGAAACGUGUGAAAAUCCUGUCUUCCGCUCAAGAUGUGCCUGACUGGGCUGAGGGAGUAGUGUAUUGGAUGUUUCGAGAUGAGAGAGUGCAAGAUAAUUGGGCUUUCCUAUUUGCUCAAAAGUUGGCGCUCAAGAAUGAAAUACCUCUUCAUAUAUGUUUCUGUGUGAAGCCAAAGUUUUUAGAUGCCACAAUAAGGCAUUACAAGUUCUUAUUUAAAGGUUUGGAAGAGGUAGCAUCUGAGUGUAAAUCACUCAAUAUUGAGUUCCACUUAUUGAUCGGGAAUGGUGAAGAGGUGCUACCAGGUUUUGUUGAGAAGAACAAAAUUGGAGCUGUAGUUGUGGAUUUUAUGCCUCUCAGAGAUUGUCUCAGCUGGGCCCAAACAUUGAAGAAAAGCUUACCUAAGGAAGUUCCUCUCAUUCAGGUGGAUGCACACAAUAUCGUGCCUUGCUGGACGGCGUCUGACAAACUAGAGUAUGGGGCCCGAACUAUCAGAGGGAAGAUUACCCGCCAGCUGCCGGAGUUCCUCACCCAGUUUCCGCCCGUUGUGAAACAUCCGUUCUCUGGAAAGCUCAAGGCUGAUAAGAUUGACUGGGAGGCAGCAGAAAAGAGUCUCCAAGUGGACCUCAGUGUAGCACCAGUGACAGGUUUUGUGCCUGGCUACAAGUCUGGCAUCUCUGUCCUGCAGGAGUUCUGCAACAAACGCAUCAAAAUGUUCGGCUCCAAGCGCAACGAUCCGACUGUCAACGCCCUCAGCAAUCUGUCUCCCUAUUUUCACUUUGGCCAAAUUUCAGUUCAAAGAGCAAUACUGUGUGUGAAAAAGUUAGGUUCCAGCCACAAGGAGAGUGUUGAUGCAUUUGUAGAAGAAGCAGUCAUCCGGCGAGAACUGUCUGACAAUUUUUGUUACUACAACAAAAAAUAUGACAGCAUCGAAGGAGCUUAUGACUGGGCCAAGAAAACACUGAACGAUCACAAGAAAGACAAAAGAACCUAUGUCUAUACAAGGUCAGAAUUGGAGGAAAGCAAAACACACGACGAUCUGUGGAACUCGGCUCAGAUACAGCUGGUCCGGGAAGGUAAAAUGCAUGGAUUCUUGCGAAUGUACUGGGCCAAGAAGAUACUGGAGUGGACAGCUUCGCCUGAAGAGGCUUUAGCUUCAGCUAUUUACCUCAAUGACAGAUAUAGCAUGGACGGCAGAGAUCCUAGCGGUUAUGUUGGCUGUAUGUGGUCAAUCUGUGGUAUACAUGACCAAGGCUGGAGGGAGAGAGAAAUUUUCGGGAAAAUCCGCUACAUGAAUUAUGAGGGCUGUAAGAGGAAGUUCAACGUGUCUGCUUUUGUGGCAAGAUAUGGAGGGAAAGUCCACAAGUAUAUUAAAAAGUGAGAAGACAAUCAAAGUUAACACUCUAUUGAACAUUGUCUCCGCUGUUAUAAUGAAAUGUGUGCAAUUCCUCAGAUGUAUUUGAAAAGUAUUAAUCAAAGCAAACCAAAGACAUUUCUGUAUCGCUCAAAGCUUGAUAUUUUAAAUGUGUUCAUUUUUGUUAUUAAGUUCUAGAAUGUCUCUAAAAUGUUAUUGUUAAAUCUAUAAUAACAAUGUACCCUAACAAAACUUGAUUGCCUUCAAGUAAAGUACAAAGGUUGCUGUUCUUAGGGUUGGAAUCUCUUAGAUGUAAAUGUAAUAACGUUUAAUUCUGUGAAAAUAUUUAAUAAAUCUACUCUUAAUAACCUCUCAUCUAGAUACGCCAUAAAGAUUUCCAUUCUGUCAUUAAGAAAUGUUUCAUUUAAAUAUGCAAUAAAAUUUUGUCUCCUAAACUGAAAGAAAUGGCCUUCAAGAAAAGUACAAAAGCUUCCUGGAAAUAAAAUGUGGAAACAUUUACACUAGCUGAUACUUAUUUAUAAGAAAUCAAUUGUGUGUCUUAAUACUUAAGAGUAAUUAAAAGCACAUCAUUAGUAUUAGCGUAAGCCAUAAACAAUUUAUAUUUAGUUUUAAUAUUUGAUACCUUUAUAUUUUUUAUUUUGUAGUAAAACACAUUAUUUUA